Molecule: messenger RNA, 2247 nt
Organism: Sycon ciliatum
Lineage: Eukaryota; Metazoa; Porifera; Calcarea; Leucosolenida; Sycettidae
Exons: 2
Coding region: 64-1353 (429 amino acids)
Molecular function (GO): Notch binding
Source: RefSeq, a predicted model, not a curated record
AUAGUACCGUUAGCCGACGCCAAAUCCGUCCCCAAGCAGCAGUGGCCUGGGUGCUUGGCUAACAUGUUCAUCGCUGCCAAGAUACCGCUGGCCGACUCCAUGCGAUACGAGAAAUCUCUCCGAGAGAGCAACCUACAGGGAGCAGUCCUCACUAGCCGCGGGGCAUCGGGUGCCCGCGCUUACUACCUUGCACAGUUUGCAGGCAUGCCGGAUGUACAUCGUAAACUAGUUGACGCUCUCUGCGAGGAUCCAAGUGCGUGCUACCCGUGCGGCACCAGGGGAAGCUGUUUCAAGAACCUGCAGCCUGACUCCGAGCCAAGCCAAUUCCAACGUCUCUACAUGUGCCAGUGUCCGGAUGGAUUCAAAUCACUGGAGUGCGUAGGUAAUUUAUGUCGUGGCAACAGCACACACAAGCAGCCAUGCCUGAAUGGUGGAGCGUGCCAGAGACUGACAAUAGCACCAUACUAUUCCUGCGCCUGUCCAAGACCGUUCAGGGGGCAGCGGUGUGAGACCGGUGACUUUGAAUACGAUCCAUGCCACAACAAGCCAUGUAAGAAUGGGGGCACAUGCUCACCAGACGAGGCAGACCGGAGCAAGGCCAACUGUGCAUGUGUACUGGGAUUCAGCGGUGUGCACUGCAGGACCAUGUGGCUCCAACCGACCGUUUGGUACAAGCUGGUCCGUGGCAUGGAGCGUAACAGAGAUUCAAGUGUUAAAGUACUCCACACGGUCAAGCAUGGUAUCGCACUGUUGAAAGGUUAUACGAGUGCAGCUGAAGAAAACAGGCAGCUCCAUGCCGAAGUGUCAAAUCUGAGUGCACAAGCACACCUGCUCUCGGAGAGAGUUCAGGAGGCUUCCCGAGCCGCGAGUCUGCACACCAAGGCAAGAGUGGACAUGCUUGAACAGAUGAAGAUUAUCUCCAAGGACCUGGCCAAGAUGAAAUCCAGCGGAGAAGCUGCCCGAUAUCAGCUCCACCAUGGCAAUGUUACAUGGAACGAGGCUGCGAGCAAGUGCAAGCAUCUUGGCGGAAAACUUGCAGCAAUCCACAAUGAGCAACACUACCAAGAUCUCCUUGCUCUCAGGGGUAUAGGCAGAAUGAAGGGAGCCUGGAUUGGGGCAAGGAGUAACAAAGAUGCCAGUGGCAACCCAUCUCAUUACACCUGGAUUGACGGCGAACAGGUACUUGCAUCGAACUGGGCACAAGGGCAGCCACACCAUCAUGUGUUGGGACGGCGCUGUGUCUUUGUCAGCUUCAUCAAGAUAUCACCGUCUGGAGCUCCUUGUGCUUGGCUCACGGACAAAUGCAGCUCUCUUUCAAGCCUAGUGGGAGGUUUCAUCUGUGAACACGUCUGAACAAGUCAACUGCGUGUGCAAUGACUGUGUGUGCCAUGCCUGUGUGUGCCAUGCCUGUGUGUACCAUGCAUGUGUGUGCUAUGACUGUGUGUGCCAUGACUGUGUGUGCCAUGACUGUGUGUGCCAUGACUGUGUGUGCCAUGACUGUGUGUGCUAUGACUGUGUGUGCCAUGACUGUGUGCGCUAUGACUGUGUGCGUUAUGACUGUGUGUGCGCUAUGACUGUGUGUGCGCUAUGAGUCUGACUGUGUGUGUGUGCCAUGACUGUGUGUGCCAUGACUGUGUGUGCCGUGACUGUGUGUGUGUGUGCUGUGACUGUGUGUGUGCUAUGACUGUGUGCGCCAUGCCCGUGUGUGCCAUGACUGUGUGCGGCGCUAUGCCUGUGUGUGCCAUGCCUGUGUGUGCCAGGGCUGUGUGUGCCAUGACUGUGUGUGCCAUGACUGUGUGUGCCAUGCCCGUGUGUGCCGUGACUGUGUGUGCCAUGCCUGUGUGUGCCAUGGCUGUGCGCGCUAUGACUGUGUGUGCUAUGACUGUGUGUGCCAAGACGUUGCAUGCUAUACGUACUCAAAGCUUUCUUCCUCUUGACCCUAGCUGGGUAUGGAAAAUAGCACUGGUGAGUGAAAGAUUAAACGAGCACUUACUGCACUACUUACUACUAAAGCCUCUUGUACGGGCAAAAAGAAAUAGAUUGAGUAAUCCACUACUUUUAAUAGUGCAGCACUGCAGCACUGCAGUCAUUAUGAUCUCCUUAUUAUAAUUAUCUAUCCCUACCUCUAACUUUCUCUUUCUCUACCUAUCUCUGUCUACGAGCACUCUCGUAUCGCUAGCCGUAAGUAAUGAUUGCCUUGGUACUGGUAUGGUGUGAAACUCAGACUGACGGCCUGAGUAUAACUGA